AUGCUCACCCCCCCGACAGCCCGCAAGCAGAGGCUCCAACGACAACUGCAGAAGAGGUUUCAGUGUCUGAUUGAGGGCAGCAUAGAGCAGGGAAGCUCCACAGAACUGAAUAAGAUCUACACUGAUCUCUACGUCACAAAGGGAGGGUGGGGUUGGAUCAAUGAUGAACACGAAGUCAGACAGAUAGAGAGAGCAUCCUGGAGUGAAGAGGAAUUAGGCAGACCAAUCAAAUGCAGUGACCUCUUUAAACCUGGAUCUGGACAAGCCAAACCCAUCAGAUCAGUGCUGACUAAGGGAGUGGCUGGCAUUGGAAAAACGGUCUCUGUGCAGAAGUUCAUUCUGGACUGGGCUGAAGGGAAAGCCAAUCAGGAUGUCCACUUCAUAUUUCCCUUUCUUUUCCGGGAGCUGAACCUGAUGAAGGAGAGGAAACUCAGUCUGGUGGGUCUUAUCCAACACUUUUACCCCAAGAUAAAAGCAGAGGAAAUACUUACCAGUUCAAAGCACAGAGUGAUGUUCAUCUUGGAUGGUUUGGAUGAAUGUCGGCUUCCUCUGCAGUUCAGACACAGUUCAGAGUGCUGUGAUGUGACAGAGCAGGUCUCAGUCGACAUGUUGUUGAAAAACCUCAUCCAGGGCAAUCUGCUUCCCUCUGCUCUCCUCUGGAUUACCACCCGACCAGCAGCAGCCAGUCAGAUCCCACAAUCAGAUCCAGAUCAAAACUAUGUGGACCGGAUGACAGAAAUAAGGGGAUUCAACGAUCCACAGAAAGAAGAGUACUUUGGGAAGAGAAUCAGUGAUGAGAAUCUGGCCAGCAGAGUCAUCAGACACCUGAAGUCAUCCAGGAGCCUCUACAUCAUGUGCCACAUCCCGGUCUUCUGCUGGAUUGCAGCCAUUGUUGCAGAGAGAACAUCAGAAGAAUCAGACAAAGCUGAAAUGCCAAGGACUAUGACUCAAAUGUACAGCCGCUUUCUCAUCAUUCAGACCAGCAUUAAAAAAGAGAAGUACACAGAGAGAAAAGAGACAGAAGAAGAUAUAAUUUUCAAACUGGGGAAACUGGCAUUUCAGCAGCUGGAGAAGGGCAACCUGAUCUUCUAUGAGGAAGACCUGAGAGAGGCUGGCAUUGAUGUCACAGAAGCAUCAGUGUACUCAGGAGUGUGUACUCAGAUCUUCAGAGAGGAGAAGGAUGUUUACCAGGCAAAGGUGUUCAGUUUUGUGCAUCUGAGCAUCCAGGAGUUCCUGGCUGCGUUAUAUGUGUUUCUCUGCUUCAGCAACAGAGAGAGAGACAUGUCUGACCAACAGCAAACCUCUCCGCUCUCUGCUCUGUUCAGAGCUGCAACACUUCAUGACCUGCACAAGACUGCAGUGAAUCUGGCCUUACGGAGUAAGAAAGGACACCUGGACCUUUUCCUCCGCUUCCUUCUGGGCCUCUCACUGGAGUCCAAUCAGAACCUCCUAGAACAUCUUCUGCCAAAGAUCAACUGCCAAUCACAGAGCUCAGUACAGACAGUACAGUGUGUCAAAGAGAAGUUCAGAGAUGUGCGUAGUUCAGACAGAAGGAUCAACCUGUUGUACUGUCUUAAUGAGCUGAAUCAGUAUGCUGUAGUCGAGCACAUUGACAGGGAGGAAGGAAAGCUGUAUGUAGAGAUGCUCUUACCAGGAGAGCGGAAGACUGUGGAAUUUGGACUCAGUAUGUCAGAAGAGCAGCUAGAUGGGGUUGACCUGCAGAAAUACAUAGAGACACCAGAGAAAGACCAGACAGAACUCCUCAGCCCUGAUGAUGUUCUCCAGAAGCUGGUGCCAGUGGUCACAACAUCCACAAAGGCAACGCUGCGUGGCUGUAAGCUGACAGUUAAGAGUUGUUCCCAUCUGGCCUCUGUUCUGUCCUCACAAUCCUCACAUCUCACAACUUUGGUGCUGGACUGGAACGAUCUGGGUGACUCUGGAGUGAAACUUUUAUGUUCUGAACUUCAACAUCAACACUGCAAAUUGAAAGAACUACGGCUGAGUGGCUGUAAGCUGACAGGAAAGAGUUGUCGUCUUCUGGCCUCUGUCCUGUCCUCACCCUCCUCACGUAUCGAAAGGCUGGACCUGGAGCGUAAUGACCUGAGAGCCUCAGAUGUUAAACAGCUCUCUGCUCUGAAGGAAGACCCCAACUGUAGACUGGAGACACUAUGGUGGAAUUUAUAGCAAAUGAGGAGCAGUGAGGAGUCCUGAGAUGAGACCAGCACGCACCCACACACACACACACUGACACACUGACAC
This is a messenger RNA of Engraulis encrasicolus (European anchovy), 2259 nucleotides long. RefSeq names its product NACHT, LRR and PYD domains-containing protein 3-like. Gene Ontology annotation, molecular function: protein binding. The transcript is spliced from 5 exons. Gene Ontology annotation, biological process: intracellular signal transduction. The coding region runs from base 1 to 2184 and encodes 727 amino acids. The record is from RefSeq and is a predicted model, not a curated record. NCBI's taxonomy places the organism in Eukaryota, Metazoa, Chordata, Actinopteri, Clupeiformes, Engraulidae.